AAUUGUCAAUAUUGCGCGCGUACGCGCCACUGCAUGCCAUGCACAUUCUCUAGGCCCGGAUAGAUUGUGUUUCUCUGGUCGGUUUCGAACAUCGAGUGCCGAAUGCGAGUGCACAUGCACGCAAAGCCCGUGCGUCUCCUAGCGAACUCCUCGGCGGCCAUUUGAACGUCGCCGUCCCUACGGCGCCAUCGUUUUAAGAAACGGAGCCCGUCUCAGCGAAACCCAACCGAUAAGAUCGGCCGAAAUGGCGAGUACGUCGCAGCAGUAUUGCCUGCGCUGGAACAACCAUCGUUCGAACCUGCUGACAGUGUUCGACGAGCUGCUGCAGAACGAGGCGUUCACAGACGUAACCCUGGCAGUGGACGGCGGUGUCUCCGUGAAGUGUCACAAGAUGGUCCUGGCAGCGUGUUCUUCCUACUUUCAGACAUUGUUCAUCAAUCUGCCAUGCAAACAUCCUAUAGUCGUGCUGAAGGACGUGAAGUAUUCCGAAAUCAAGGCGAUUCUCGAGUACAUGUACCGGGGCGAAGUAAACGUAGCGCAAGAACAGCUGACUGGCCUACUGAAGGUCGCCGAGGUGUUGAAGGUGAAGGGUCUGGUCGAAGAGAAUGGUUCGCAGGGUCGUCGCGAGGAAGCAGAGACCUCGAUGUCACCGCCACCGGCAAUCAGUACGAGUACGAGCAGCGUGGCUCACAGUAGCGGCCACACAUCGCCACCACAUUCCACCGGUACCUCGUAUAACGUGUACGGUCGAUCACCGGUGGACCAGGGCCCGAAUCGUUUGCCGUUACCCAUGUGGCCGCUAUCCGGGCUUCCUAUUUCCCACUCCGGCUCCAGUCACCAAGCAACGUCCCAUCCGCAACAUUCUUCCAUUCUGACCGGUUCCUACAACAAUGGCUUUGAAACCUCACCCCUGAAACGUAAGAAACUUUCAAACAUGCUGAUGAACAGGGACACACCGAUCCUUAGGACGGUGCUGGGUCAAGGUCACGCGGAUAGCUCUCAAGGUAUCCCCCUGUUGCAUCCAGACAGCCACGACAGCCACUUUCGGAACAACAGCAACGGCUCGUCGAAUGAAAACGAGAGACGCAGCAGUACGGACGUAGUUCACGGAGAAACGGCUCACAGUCCUUAUACCGAUGUCUCCAUGAUGGACGAGGAUGAUAAGCAACCCUCGCCACAAUCUUACACCGGAGAAGUAAAGUCAGGGAUCGUGAACUACGUACCGGCACAAAAGCCGGAGUGGAAACGGUACAAGCAGUAUACACGGAACGACAUAAUGUCCGCGAUCGAGGCGGUAAGGGCAGGAAUGAGCGCUCUGCAGGCGGCACGUAAGUACAGAGUACCAUCUCGAACCCUUUACGACAAAGUGAAGAAAUUGGGUAUCACGACAUCGCGGCCGUUUAAACGCGGUUCGAACGGCAGCGGCGGUGCUUGUUUUCCUUACGGAAUUGGCGGGAAUGCGAACGGUGGCAUCUACGGCGGUGCUCUCUCUGAAAACGAAAACGAGAACAGCAACGCGGUAAUGGAGAGCCCUGCCUCGAUCCUCGACACGUACAAAGCCAGGGACUGUCCGAUAGAUAGAGAAAUGUUAGACAUGACUCGAUGUAGUCCAAGUCCCAGUCCCGUCCACUCCAUCAAACAACAGAGCAACGAGGAUCAGGUGGAAGAUCUCUCUGUAAGUCGUAAGUCGGAUGUUCGUGUGAUAGUUCCGCCAACAUUGGUGAUCAAGGACGAGGAGGGUGUUGCCUCCGAUUCCUGCAGCCACAACUAA
Molecule: messenger RNA, 1771 nt
Organism: Colletes gigas
Lineage: Eukaryota; Metazoa; Arthropoda; Insecta; Hymenoptera; Colletidae
Product: broad-complex core protein isoforms 1/2/3/4/5-like
Exons: 3
Coding region: 245-1771 (508 amino acids)
Biological process (GO): regulation of transcription by RNA polymerase II
Cellular component (GO): nucleus
Molecular function (GO): protein binding; DNA binding
Source: RefSeq, a predicted model, not a curated record